GCCCGCGCCGCCCGCGCCCCGGCCCACACCCCGCCGGCGUCCCGGGUGGGCACCGCCUGCGCGCUGCCCCGCACCCCCGCCCGCCCGGAAGGAAGCGGCCCCUCCCGGAUCCGAGCUGCGGGUCCCCUCCCCUUCUCUUUCCUCCCUUGCAGCAACCAGCGCCUCUACUUAACUGUUCCCAGCCAGCCCUGGAAAGUUUCAGGGCACCAUGGCCUCCUCUGCCUCCACCAACCCCGCGCACGCCCACUUUGAGAGCUUCCUGCAGGCCCAGCAGUGCCAGGAUGUGCUGAGCAGCUUCCAAGAGCUCUGCAGGACUCUGGAGCUGGAGCCUGGACGGGGGCUGCCCCUGUACCACAAGAUCAAGGCCCAGCUCAACUACUGGAAUGCCAAGUCGCUUUGGGCCAAGCUGGACAAGCGAGCUGGUCAGCCUGUGUACCAGCAGGGCCAGUCCUGUGUCCACACCAAGUGCCUUGUGGUGGGCGCUGGGCCCUGCGGACUGCGGGCAGCUGUGGAACUGGCACUGCUCGGGGCCCGUGUAGUGGUGGUGGAGAAGCGUCGCAAGUUUUCUCGCCACAAUGUGCUACACCUCUGGCCCUUCACCAUUCAUGACCUCCGGGGACUCGGCGCCAAGAAGUUCUACGGGCGCUUCUGCACCGGCACCCUAGACCACAUCAGCAUCCGGCAGCUUCAGUUGCUUUUAUUGAAAGUGGCUUUACUGCUGGGGGUGGACUUUCACUGGGGUGUCACCUUCACCAGCCUCCAGCCCCCACCCCAAAAGGGGAGUGGCUGGCGAGCCCAGCUCCAGCCCAACCCCCCAGCCCAGCUGGCCAACUACGAAUUUGAUGUCCUCAUCUCAGCUGCAGGAGGUAAAUUCGUCCCUGAAGGUUUCACAGUGCGAGAAAUGCGUGGCAAGCUGGCCAUUGGCAUCACAGCCAACUUUGUGAACAGACGCACGGUGGAAGAGACACAGGUGCAGGAGAUCAGUGGUGUGGCCAGGAUCUACAACCAGAACUUUUUCCAGAGCCUGUUCAAAACCACAGGCAUCGAUCUGGAGAACAUCGUGUACUACAAAGAUGACACCCACUACUUUGUGAUGACCGCCAAGAAGCAGUGCCUGUUGCAGCGCGGGGUGCUGCUUCAGGACUGGCCCGAGACUGAGCAGCUGCUGAGCAGUGACAAUGUGGUGCCCGAGGCCCUGCAGCGCUUUACGCGGGAUGCCGCCGACUUUGCCACCCAGGGCAAGCUGGGGAACCUGGAGUUCGCACUGGAUGCCCAUGGGCGGCCCGAUGUCUCGGCCUUUGACUUCACCAGCAUGAUGCGGGCCGAGAGCUCAGCUCGGGUGCAGGAGAGACACGGCGCACGUCUGCUGCUGGGGCUCGUGGGGGACUGCCUGGUGGAGCCCUUCUGGCCCCUGGGCACUGGGGUGGCCCGAGGCUUUUUGGCAGCCUUGGAUGCCGCCUGGAUGGUGAAGCGCUGGGCUGAGGGUGCUGAGCCCUUAAAAGUGUUGGCAGAGCGUGAGAGCCUGUAUCAGCUCCUGUCACAGACAUCCCCGGAAAACAUGCACCGCAACACAGCCCAGUAUGGGCUAGACCCAGCCACUCGCUACCCCAAUCUGAACCUCCAGGCGGUGACCGUGAAUCAGGUACGGGACUUGUACGAUGUGGUGGACAAGGAACCCGUGCGGCGACACAGCGACAGGACAGACUCGGUCGCGCUGACUGGGACGGCGGAUACCCAGAAGGAGCUGCUGCGCUGGUGCCAGGAGCAGACGGCUGGCUUCCCGGGCGUCCACGUCACAGACCUGUCUUCCUCCUGGGCUAAUGGACGGGCUCUGUGCGCCCUGGUACACCGUGUGCAGCCCGACCUGCUGAAGCCCUCCGACCUGCAAGGGAUGGGGGCACUGGAAGCUGCCUCGUGGGCGCUGAGGAUGGCGGAGCAUGAGCUAGGCAUCGCACCUGUGUUGUCUGCACGGGCCGUGGUGACAGGGAGCGACCCACUGGGCCUUAUCGCCUACCUCAGCUCCUUCCACAGUGCCUACAAGAGUCUCCCCCACAUGCCAGGCCCCUCCAGGCAGCCCGCCCAGGGCACUUCCAGGGCUGUGCUCUUCCUGGGCAAACUGCAGAGGACACUGCAGCGGACCCGUGCCCAGGAAAAUGGAGAGGAAGCUGGUGGCAAGAAGCCUCGCCUACAGGUCGAGAGCCCGAGUGUGGAAGAGCCUCCUGUCACAGAUUCCAGCGUACCGCUGACACCCCCAGCCCAGCCCCAAGAGGCCGAGGCCGGAGAUGUGUGCGCCCUCUGUGGGGAGCAGCUCUACAUCCUGGAACGCCUCUGUGCUGACGGCCGUUUCUUCCACCGAAGCUGCUUCCGCUGCCACGUCUGCGAGGCCAUGUUGUUGCCAGGUGGCUACCAGCAGCACCUGGAAGACGGACAUUUCUACUGCCUCCAGCACCUGCCCUCGCCCAGCCUCCAGGAGGAAGGCAGCCAUCCAGGCCAUGAGAGCCAGGAACUCCCCAUGCCAGGUGACAACAGCCUGCCACCAAGUCCCUCCACUCUCGGGCCUAGCCCUGUCCCAGACCCCAGCCAGCCCACUCGCCGGCCACUUCGCCUGUCCAUCCCAGAGCGCCAGCAGCUCUCCACCCUGCACUUUACCUUUGACCCAGAAGUGGAGGCCCCCUCCAAGCCUCCUCGCAGCUGCAGUGUCCUGGCCCAACAGGCCCUGGAGGGCAGCUUCAAGGGCUGGGGACGGCCAGCCCAGGAGACUCAAGUUGACGCCAUGGUGACAGAACAAGAAGAUAAUGCCUCCUCCAGUGAUGAGGAAGAGGAAGACGCAGCUUGGAACUUAGACAUGGAGACUCUGCUGACCAUGACCAAGAAUUCAGACAGCAGCAAGUACCCAACAUGGCAUCGAACCCUGUUGCGCCGUGCCAAGCAGGAAGAGAUGAAGCGGUUCUGCAAGGCCCAGGCCAUCCAAAGGAGACAGGAUGAGAUAGACGCUUCCAUCAAGGAGCUGGAAGCUCAGGGCAUGGAGGUGGAGCUGGCCUUGCGUCGUGAGAGCAGUUCCCCUGAAAAGCAAAAGACAUUAUGGACAGAGCUGCUGUUACAGCUUGUUCAGAGGAAGAACAGCCUGCUGAACGAAGAGGCCGAGCUCAUGCUCACAAUGACUGAGCUGAAACUGGAGGAGAAACAAUGGUACCUGGACCAGGAGCUCCUUGGCUAUUUGAACCAGGAAGAGUCCCUGAAGACUGAUGCUGAUCGGCAAAAAGAGGCACAGGUCCUCGAGGAAAAGAUCAGAGUAGUGAAUGAGAGAGACAGCCUCAUCCGCUUCCUGGAGGAACGCAGGCUCAGCGAACUGGGCCACAGCUAGCAGAGGACAGGAG
Sorex fumeus (smoky shrew) is the source of this 3377-nucleotide messenger RNA. Its product is annotated as F-actin-monooxygenase MICAL1-like. Bases 209 to 3364 code for a protein of 1051 amino acids. The transcript has 25 exons. Gene Ontology annotation, molecular function: protein binding; FAD binding. The record is from RefSeq and is a predicted model, not a curated record. NCBI's taxonomy places the organism in Eukaryota, Metazoa, Chordata, Mammalia, Eulipotyphla, Soricidae.